This is a messenger RNA of Ostertagia ostertagi, 915 nucleotides long. The record is from the annotation of a GenBank genome assembly. Lineage: Eukaryota; Metazoa; Nematoda; Chromadorea; Rhabditida; Trichostrongylidae.
AUGAUGAUCCAGAAAUGGGUGGAAAAUGAGUGCAAAUCUGAUGCAUCUCUUUCACUUGUUGCCUCACUUUACAAAAACUUGGUUGCGGAUGGCUACUCGUUCUCAUCAAGUGAACCGAAAAAAUCGAGCCUUACUCGGGACAUUCAAGCGGAAGAGGAAGACGCUUUAGCAAAAGCUAUAGCCCUAUCACUGCAAGAAGCCGACAAGGCUCCAAAAACCAGCAAACUAUACCAGUCCUUGAACACUUCAUAUCCUUCCACCAAUGGAACGAGUAACAAGACUAGCGAGCGUACGGUUCGUGCGCUGUACGACUUUGAGGCUGCCGAAGACAAUGAACUUUCUUUCGUAAGCGGUGAUCUCAUUACAGUCACGGACGACAGUAAUCCAAAUUGGUGGUGUGGCCGCAUCGGUGUCCAGCAGGGACUUUUUCCCUCCAGUUUUGUUACGUCGGACCUCUCGGAAGUAAAGCCUGAACCCACUUCCGUAGCAACAGCAGCUCCGGCUGCCCCAGCUACCAUUGACGAGUCAGUAUUGUUGCGUUGUAUCCAAAUGCUUGAAGACUGUGAUCCUACUGGUGAUACUCCUGAUCCGCCAGAGCUGGCUAGAAUUGAACAAGCAUCUCGUGCACAAGCUCCGCUGAUUGACGCUCGAUUAGCAGCCAUUGAUGCGCAAGUGAAUGCUCUUUCUCAGGUGGACAUGGCGAUACGAGAUGUUCUAGCGUUAUAUGACGAGGCUGUGCAAAAAGCCCAUUACCAGGCUUACCAACCUCCUCCCGUUAUGAACGCCCCAGGAGUAGCGAUGCCCCAACCUAACCCUGGAAUGCCGCCAAAUGUGAGUUCAGCUAUAGACUUUGUCAAUGCCUAUCAUUGGAUUGAUCAUAAUCUCGCGCAAGUCAGAUAUCGGAACUUCAAUCUC